AGAAGACCUACAGUUCAUGAAAAUUAUGAACAACACAACAGUGUUAACUGGAAACCACUACUGCAUGGACUUACCAUUCAAAAGGGAAAAGGAAAUAGUGGAAUUGGACCUAGAUAUGGACAAACUUCCAAUGGAGCGAGUCCUAGGACUGCAGUGGUGCAUUGAAACAGACAAGUUCAAGUUCAGGACAACAUUACGAGAGCAACCAAGAACCAGAAGAGGCAUUUUGUCGGUGGUCAGCUCACUUUACGACCCGUUGGGAUUUCUGGCCCCAUUCAGUAUGCCAGCCAAGCUGCUGCUACAGGAACUUUGUAGGAGAAACUUUGGGUGGGAUGAUGCUAUUCCCCACUUCUUCUCUAAGCAAUGGUCUAAUUGGCUUGAGGACCUACAAAGGGUGUCUAAGUUCCAGGCUGAUCGAUGUAUUAAACCCAGAGACUUUGGAGAACCUGUUACAGCACAACUUCACCACUUCUCCGAUGCCAGUCAGGUUGGAUAUGGAUCUGUGUCUUAUGUGAGAUUGGAAAAGGAUCAUAAAGUACACGUUGCAUUUCUAGUGGGAAAGGCCAGAGUUGCUCCACUAAAACAGACUACAAUCCCUCGACUGGAGCUCACAGCUGCCGUUCUUGCUGUUCGUGUUGAUAAGAUGUUGCGGAAGGAGUUGCAACUUAAACUUGAAAAGUCAAUCUUCUGGACAGACAGUACAACAGUCCUUAAAUAUAUCUCCAGUGAAACCAGGCGAUUCCAUACUUUUGUGGCAAACAGAACCUCUUUCAUCAGAGAUACAGUAGAUGUGGAACAAUGGAGAUAUGUGAGUUCCAAGGAGAAUCCGGCAGAUGAAGCAUCAAGAGGCAUGGGAGCUGAGGAUUUCCUGAAAGGCAGGAGAUGGAUAAAUGGACCUCAGUUUCUACACAUGCCAAAGGAGAAGUGGCCUAAACUGGUCGAUAACCUUAACGUUAUUGCUGCAGAUGACCCAGAGGUCAAAAGGGACUUGAUAGUGAAUACUAUUGUUAAUGAUUUGCAAAAUGCCACUAGCCACCUGAUCAAUUACUUUUCAUCUUGGAUCAAACUGAAUACAUCUGUGGCUUGGAUUUUGAAGGUCAAGGAAAUUCUCAAGUCAUUGGGACAGAAGAGAAAGGAAUUUUGGGCUUCUACAAUACUCCGGAAGGAUCAUUUGGAGAUACAGAAGCAAGAAGUGGAAAGGAGAGUUCAGAACUUUAAAGCCACACUCAAAGGACAAAGCCUAACACCUGAAGAUCUUGCCAAGGCGGAAGAGUCAAUUAUUCAAUUUGUACAAAGCCAGCGGUUCAAAGAGGAAAUUGCCUCCCUGAAGGGGCACGUAAACGUCCCCAAAGAAAGUUUUCUGUACAAACUGGACCCAAUAAUGGACGCUGAAAUCCUCAGAGAUGGCAUUAAGUGGAACUUUAAUACUCCAGCAGCUUCCCAUCAAGGCGGAAUCUGGGAGCGCCUGAUUCGCUCAGUGAAAAGUGUUCUCACCUCAGUUCUUCGACAGCAAAUUCUGGAUGAUGAAGGUCUCCAGACCAUUUUUUGUGAAGUAGAAGCAAUUCUUAAUGACAGACCCAUUACAAGGGUCUCUGAUGACCCCGAUGACCUCGAAGCUCUGACACCAAACCACCUUCUAAUAUUAAAGGGCAAACCAGUCAUGCCACCAGGACUAUUUGAUAAAGCAGAUCUCUAUGUCAGGAAAAGAUGGAAGCAAAUACAGUACAUGGCUGAACUCUUCUGGAAACGGUGGAUCUUGGAGUACCUACCCAUGUUGCAGGAGAGACAAAAAUGGACAAGACCAAGAAGAAGUCUCAUUCCGGGAGACAUUGUCCUUGUUGCGGAUGCCACAGCUCCAAGAGGAUCUUGGAUGAUGGGGAAAGUUUUGGAUACGAGACCAGAUGCAAAGGGUCUGGUGCGCUCUGUGCGGCUACAAACAAAGACCAGCAUUCUGGAGAGGCCAGUGACCAAGCUUUGUCUGCUAUUGGAAGCAGCCGUUAGCACUAUGGACUGA
Molecule: messenger RNA, 2014 nt
Organism: Pungitius pungitius (ninespine stickleback)
Lineage: Eukaryota; Metazoa; Chordata; Actinopteri; Perciformes; Gasterosteidae
Exons: 2
Coding region: 17-2014 (665 amino acids)
Molecular function (GO): nucleic acid binding
Source: RefSeq, a predicted model, not a curated record